Drosophila erecta is the source of this 3092-nucleotide messenger RNA. RefSeq names its product mitochondrial ornithine transporter 1. Bases 1489 to 2856 code for a protein of 455 amino acids. The record is from RefSeq and is a predicted model, not a curated record. Gene Ontology annotation, biological process: mitochondrial L-ornithine transmembrane transport. The transcript is spliced from 4 exons. NCBI's taxonomy places the organism in Eukaryota, Metazoa, Arthropoda, Insecta, Diptera, Drosophilidae. Gene Ontology annotation, molecular function: L-ornithine transmembrane transporter activity.
UUUUUUUUUUUAAACUUUCUUUCGUUUUGUGCAGAUUCCAAAGAACUUAUACUUGAUAAUGUGUAAAAUAAGAAUUAUAACAGGGUUCUCUGCAUAAAAUGGAAUAAUAUGGAAAUAAAUGGAAUGUUAAGAAAAUGUCACAAGACGCCAUAUUCUUUUUACUGAUUUUUUUUGCUAUUCUUUGGAAAAUGUAACCUUAGAUUUUGUUUACAAAUCCUGUCUAGUCAAAAAGUAUAUGCAAUUUAAGCGAUUUACUGAAUCCUCUAAAACGAAAUUUGAAAAUUUCGAAUGUUAAUUUCGGAAUGUGUGCCAAUACGUCUAAGUGUAUUUUAUGUUUAGCCUCUCUGGCAUUCGACGGCUGGCAAGUCGAUUUUGUAUUUGUACACAAUAAUAAGAAAUAUGUAUAGUUGUAUAGGAAGCAUAAUUAUUAUAAAUAUAUAUAUAUACAUAUAUAUAAUUAUAGCCCUGAAAUGAAUGCGACAGAAAACAUAGAUAACGAUAAAAACAUAAGCCUGAUGAGAACAUUUUUUUAAACGCAAAUUCGCCGCUGAGUUUGGAUAGAAAAAGGUAAUAAUGAUAUAAGAAACGAUGUUGAUAAUAAUAUUUUUACACCAAGUGAAAGUAAACGCAUAUAAACGAGUACAAAGUGUUACCAGAGGACGGAAACUCCAAGCUCCCAAAAUUCGGCUUUCCAAACCCCAUCUUCAGCUUUUCCCAUCCGAAAACUGCAAACUCAGCGAUCCAAAGAAUAUAAAACAAAAACGAAACGAAACGGCACAAGAAGAUGCACACUAUAUGUAUGUAUAUGUAAAGCAGAAGAUAUAGAUACAAUACGCGACCGAUCAGGAACUUAGCUCAAGCAUCUAAACACUUAACGGAAUGAAUUCGAGAACUCGAAGUCUUUUUUUUGUACUUUUUAAUUAUAAAUAAUACGUAUCCAGUAUGGUAUAUGGGCUAUAUAUCGAUAUAAACUACCCAUAACUGUACUAAAUGGUAUUUGUACAACUAAGCUAUGAUUUAAUGUAAAUUAUGAAAUUUAUAUAAGAGCGAAGAAGGCGAUAAAGGAGAGGAAAUACAGCAUAAUGAAACGAGAUAUACACCACAUACAACAAAUGAAAAUGAAAUAAAAAAAACAAAAAACCAAAAACCAUGAUAAUAAAUAUAAACAAACACACUCGAACACAAAGAGAGAAGGGGAGAGAGAUCGCUGAUCUGAUCCACAUGAUAUAUAUACACCUAUAUAUGCAUAUGGCGUAAUCAAAUUAUCGAUUAUUAAUAAACCGUAAAUCGAACAAUUAUUUGAAAGGAAACCACAAACCACCUGGCUUUUCAUUAACAAUCUCAGAAACCCAAAAAAAAAAAAAAUUUUACAAAUUUUAACAUACCGAAAAAAUUGCCGUUUUCUCCCGGAAAUCGCUCGUUCAGGAACAGAAAGGGACAGCACGAGCACCGGACCCAGCGCCCCAUCCCUUUCUCGCGCCCGUUCCCAUGAGCGAGUGCGAGCGGGAUACCGCCAGCGCUGCAGCGCUCACCAGCAACCACAAUGAAGAUGACGAUAAUGACGAGGCUGGCAGCGAAGCGGCAGAAUUCGUACCGCCCCUGCCGCCCAUCGAACCGAUCAAACAGCACCGCCCGAAGAGCCAACCGGCGGACGAGGCGCCACCCGAGCAGCCGCCCAACGAAGACGCGUUGCCGCCGCCGCCCCCGCGAAUCGGCAGCAGUCAAGUGGGCAGCAGCGUGCUGAUAAUGACGCCCGACCAAAUAAUCGAAGCCUACGAACGCGCCCUGCAGGAGGGGCAAGAGAUCGACGGAGCAAGCGAUGGGGAGAAGAGCGGCUGGCUGAGCAGGCCGAUCAGUGUGAAAUCGACGCUGAGGUCCGUACGCGACGGCCUGUUGUUCGUGGUCGGCGGUUUUCUGCGGUUCGUACGACGUCUAGACAUGCACGGCGGCACGACGGGGAACAACAUUAACUUCGUCGAGGGUCUGAUCGACUUUAUGGCGGGAUCCCUGGGCGGAGCGGCCCAGGUGUAUGUGUCCCAGCCCCUCGACACGGUCAAGGUCAAGCUGCAGACCUUUCCGGAGGCGUAUCGCGGCAUGUGGGACUGCUUUGUGAGCACAUACCGCAAGGAUGGCGUACUGCACGGAUUGUACGCCGGAUCCGUUCCGGCCGUAUUCGCCAAUGUGGCCGAGAACUCGGUGCUGUUCGCCGCCUACGGCGGAUGCCAGAAAUUCGUUGCCUUCUGCGUUGGCAAGGAGACAGCCGGCGAUCUGACCACCGUUCAGAAUGCCUGCGCCGGUUCACUGGCCGCCUGCUUCUCCACACUGACCCUCUGCCCCACGGAGCUGAUCAAGUGCAAGCUGCAGGCGCUGCGCGAGAUGAAGCACUUCGUUGAGCCGGCCCAUCCGCAGGACAUACGCACGCCCUGGACUCUGACGCGCUACAUCUGGCGGACCGAGGGCAUCAAAGGCUUCUAUCGGGGAUUGAGCUCGACUUUCCUGCGCGAGAUGCCCGGAUACUUCUUCUUUUUCGGUAGCUACGAGGGAACCCGCGAAAUACUUCGCCGCGAUGAUCAAUCCAAAGAUGACAUUGGACCGCUGCGUACGAUGAUCGCCGGCGCCAUUGGAGGCGUGUGCCUGUGGACGUCGACAUUUCCUGCAGACGUGAUUAAAAGCCGCAUCCAGGUGAAGAACCUCAACGAGAGCAUGUUCGCCGUGGGAGCAGACAUAGUUCGCCGCGAAGGUGUCUUGGCACUCUACCGCGGUCUGCUGCCAUCUGUCCUGCGCACCAUUCCAGCCACGGCCACCCUAUUUGUGGUCUACGAGUACACCAAGCGAGCGAUGAGCGCCACCCUCUGACGACGCCACCUGCCAUCCAAUGGAGCGCGACGAACGGCGGGGUCCGGUCCGGUUGCGGGGAUCCGGGAGCAAGGCGCUGUGCUAGUAGUUGUGGGCCGCGGGCGGUCAUUAUUAAAUAUUCGAUAAUUAUUUCUUUUUUUUCUAGAUAAUUAAUAGAUCGUAGUGUUGUGCCUGUACAAUGUUCCGAUAAUGCUAAUGACUGACUAAUAUCAAAUCUAUUGCUGUUUUUCAUUUCA